Lipotes vexillifer (Yangtze River dolphin) is the source of this 1545-nucleotide messenger RNA. RefSeq lists its product as uncharacterized. The record is from RefSeq and is a predicted model, not a curated record. The annotation marks the transcript as partial. The transcript is spliced from 5 exons. NCBI's taxonomy places the organism in Eukaryota, Metazoa, Chordata, Mammalia, Artiodactyla, Lipotidae.
AUGGCCCUGUACAGUGACAGUUAUUGCAAGAGUGACAAACAGACUUUGAAUCCUGGCUCAGCCCUUUACCAGCAGGUCGCCUGCUUUCUUGGCCUUGCAGAGUGGGCUCUGUCCUUGGGGUUUGUGAAUGAGGAACCACAGGGGCUGCAGGGGCUGCCGGGGCGGCUGUGCACCCCCGUGUCCUGCAGGUACCAGUUCCACAGGACCCCAGUGCACAGGACUGAGGGCCAGCGCCAUGGGGCCCACGCCUACUUCCAGGAUAUCAACGUCAUCUUCCUUGGGGCCAUGCACCCCAGCGACCUGAGGGAGUACCUGGAGGGCCCCCCGAUGGUGGUGGAAGUUCAUGACCGGGACCGCAAGUCAGAGGGGUGUUCCUGCAAGCCCGCCCUGUUUGGGGAGGACCCGCUGGAUCCGUACCUCAACCUCCAGACCCUAAUUUCCCCGAAAGAGACGGAGAACAACCCCUUUGAAACCCAGGAUAAGAUGUGGGACCCUUACGGGGUUGCCCAGGUCAGCUUUGCCGACCUCCUCCUUGGCCACAAGUACUUGACCCUGGUCGUCCCCGUCCACAGCUGCGAGCCCAAGGCCAUGCGCCUCGGCCAUGACAGCAGGAGCAGGAAGGUGGUGGGGUCGCGGGUGCCCGGAGACGGCCUGCAGCGCGGCCCGAUGCCCCCGGGCAACUACCUGGAGGCCAGCUGCCUGCUGAAGCUGCGGGUGGGCGUGGCGGUGCCGCUGCGGGCCGGGACCGAGGCCCUGGACGCCAACCCCACGGCCUCCCGGUUUGGCCGCGUCAUCUUCGUGUUCACCUCCAGUAAGCUCUCGCUCCUGCACGGCCUCCUGCAGGACGUCACCGUGAUCAACGCCGGGGCCCUGGGCCUGGACUCCUGCCCCGUGGAGGACAUGCAGCAGAUCCUGUCCACCUUGAAGAUGCCGGCGAAGAUCCGGGAGCGGCUGGACCUGGACGUGCUCACCGGCUUCCACCUGCUGGACGGGCGGGGCCACCUCCUCAUCCUGGAGGGCUUGGCCGACCGGGGCCUGAGGCGGCUGUGGGAGAGCCACCAGAGCCGGGUCCCGCGGGUAGAGCCCGGCUCCUACAAGGCUCUCUACAACUCGCAGCUGCGCUUCCGCCGCCGCCUCUACGCCGACCUGGAGACCGUCCCGUACCAAGUGCGCCUGUCCCGGCCGCUGGCGCAGCUGGUGAAGCACGCGGCGCUCUACGUGCGCAACACGGUUCCGCGGCAGGGCUUUCAGGCGCUGAGCAGGGUCUACUGCAUCUGCCGUUACAGCUCCAGGCUCAGGGAGGUGAUCACCGGGGACCUGCUGCCCUCCUCCUCCAUGAUCAAGGAGCUGAGCCAGGAGUUUGGGUUGCCCAUUUCCCAGGAAGAUCUUACAGAGGGAAAACUGCUGGCUGCGUCCCCUCCUCCUGCCCCCACUCUGGAGGACUUGCAGAGCCGGAAUUCCGCCCUCACUUCUGAGAUCCAGGCCCACCGGGAGACGUACCUGCAGUGGCGGAAUGCCACGAUCCUGAAGAACAGCCUGAUCCAG